Messenger RNA from Ectocarpus sp. CCAP 1310/34, 1932 nucleotides. The record is from the annotation of a GenBank genome assembly. NCBI's taxonomy places the organism in Eukaryota, Phaeophyceae, Ectocarpales, Ectocarpaceae.
AUGAUGUGGCGAGCGUCGGUGCCGCGGGGGCCGGGAGCGAGGGCGUCCAAGCCUCUCGGGCGUGUUCACCUGGACCUGUGUGGACCGCUGGUGCCUUCCCUGGGCGGCAACCUCUACCUGUUCGUCGCCGUGGACAGCGCCUCGCGGUGGAACAAAGUCUACGGUCUCCGGCGGAAGUCCGACGCGCUGGCGGCAACGGAAAGGCUGCUGGCGGACGUGGGGCGGCAGCAGCUGGCGGCCAAAAUCGCAACGGAAAGGCUGCUGGCGGACGUGGGGCGGUACGACCUCGGACGCAUUGAGUGUUUCCGCGUCGACAACGGCACCGAGUGGACCUGCGGUGACUUCCGGCGCUUCUGCGACGACAACGGUAUCGGCGUCGAGUUCACACCUCCUGGCGUUCCGCACGCUGGCCGUGUGUUCAACGUUGACUUCGCCUCCAUCCCCGGCCUGGAUGAGCGCGGUGACCGUCUUUGGAUGGAAUCGGCGAAGUGGGCCGCCGACGCUCUCAACCAGUCGGCGACCAAGGCCAACCCCGGGCGGCGCUCGCCGCACGAGAUGUUCACCGGCGAGCAGGGGCCGUUCCGCGUGCUGCCGUUCUUCCAGCCCGGCUUCAUGCGUGAGGAUCGCCGCACCAAGGUCGACGACCAGGCCACCCUCUGCUACUACCUGAACGGCGGCGACAACCACCCGAGCGGCAGCGUCAAGAACCCCGCGAUGCCCCCGCUUCCCGCUCACGCCAUGCGGCAGCUUCGCCCGGGUACAAAGGCCGAGAGUAUGACAGACCCGUGGCUGCCAAGCCGUACGAGACCGGGCACAAGGCACAGCACAGGACUCAUCUCGAUGCUAGACAAGAAUGCUCUAGUGUCGAUGCUGGAGGUUCGGAGCGCGGGGGACGAGGAGCGCAGGGAGCUGGGGGGGGCGGAGGCCGGAGAGCCGGGGGGAACGGGGACCGGAGAGCAGGCGGGAGCACUCGCAGCAGUGGACCCGGGGGCUGCAGGAGCGGGCUUCCCACUCGCAUUUGCCACGCUCCUCGCCAACCGGGAAGACAUCGACGCCACGCUGCGAGACCAGCGCCCGCCGGAGCAACGCCCUGACCUUCCGCAUUGCCAGGCCAGCGACCUUCGUGUCCCCAAGAGCUACAAAGAGGCCAUGGCGUCGGAGCACCGGCACCUUUGGAGCGACUCUAUGCAAAGGGAGUUUUAUGGCUUGUUGGAAGCGGGGACUUUUACUCCGGCGAAGGAGAGAUGUGACAAGUUUCGUGCCGACCUUAACAAGUCCGUGCCAGUGAAGAACCUGGGAGAGUUGAGAUGGCCAGACAUUGCGAAUGCAGUAAGGGCAGUAGCUAGGUAUUGCGCAUCUCCGAAGCUGGUACACUGGACUGCAGCGAUGGACAUCUUAGGCUAUGCGAGGAGGACGAGUCACUUUGGUAUUUCGUUUCAGAGAGGUACGGUAGAGGGAUUCAGCUUGCAGGGAUACGCUGAUGCGGACUUUGCAAGCAAGGCAGCAGACCGUAGGUCGGUAUCAGGGGGGAUCGUGACGUGUGGAGGAGGCGCUGUGUCUUGGUUUUCCAGAACGCAAAAAUGCGUCACGCUUUCGACGACAGAAGCAGAGUACGUCGCGCUAGGCGACGUAGUGAAGGAGAUUUUGUUUUUGAGGCAGAUUUGGCGUUUCAUGUUGCCGCAGGUCGGCAUGCCGUGCAUCCCCGUCUUCGAGGACAACCAGGGGGCGAUUCAACUAGCGCAGAACCCCAUCUCAAACUCGAACUCGAAGCACAUAGAUGUAAGGCACCAUUUUCUCUGGGAAUUGGCAGAGAGGAAGGAAAUUUCGGUCAUCCACGUGCCGUCGCCGUACCAGCGUGCAGACUUUCUUACGAAGAGUUUGUCGAAGGAUGCUUUCGAGUCUCACCGUGAUUUUGUGAUGAACUUGGCAUGA